UCGUUUUAGUUUGAUUUCAGCCUUUUUAACCAAAAUUAAGUUAUAAAAUGGCUCCGAAACCGAAGCCCACGGAAAAAGCAGGCGCUAAGGCUGGGGGGUCUGGGGACAAGAAGCCCUCAGAGAAGAAGGCGGAAAAAAAGCCUGCGACGGCUCCAGCUGCGACUUCUUCCGCGAAGGUGACUAAGCCCGCAGCGAAACCCGCUGCUGCAAAAAAACCCGCAGCAGACAAGCCCGCUGCAGCGAAAAAAGCCGCGGCAGCGAAACCCGCUGCAGCGAAAAAACCCGCAGCGGCAAAACCAGCAAAGCCCGUUGCUAAGGUUGCUGCGAAGCCGAAAAAGCCUGCGCAGUCGGCAAAGAAAACACCCAAGGGCGGCAAAGCUCCCACCACUCCCGUUGCGAAAGCUUUGAAGACACAAAAGAAGAUCCUUAAAGGUGUCCAUGGAUCCAGAGUCAGAAAAAUUAGGACUUCGGUCCAUUUCCAUCGGCCAAAAACGUUCCGUCCACCAAGGAACCCGAAGUAUCCAAGGAAAAGUGUUCCGAGCAGGAAUCGCAUGGAUGCAUUCAACAUCAUCAAGUAUCCAUUGACGACGGAAGCAGCGAUGAAAAAGAUUGAAGACAACAACACCCUGGUCUUCAUUGUGCACACGAGGGCCAACAAAUAUCAUAUUAAGGCCUCCGUGAAGAAGUUGUACGACAUCGAUGUUGCCAAAGUCAAUACUUUGAUCAGGCCAGACGGCAAAAAGAAGGCUUACGUUCGUUUAGCCAGAGACUAUGAUGCUCUUGAUGUUGCAAACAAGAUUGGUAUUAUAUAAGUUUGGCUCUGGAUUUAUGUGUAUAUAAGUUUAUAUUUAAAAAAUAUCCUGCAAUAAACUUCUACACGGGAUUAAA
Messenger RNA from Belonocnema kinseyi, 888 nucleotides. RefSeq names its product 60S ribosomal protein L23a-like. Gene Ontology annotation, biological process: nucleosome assembly; ribosomal large subunit assembly; translation. The transcript is spliced from 4 exons. Lineage: Eukaryota; Metazoa; Arthropoda; Insecta; Hymenoptera; Cynipidae. Gene Ontology annotation, cellular component: nucleosome; ribosome; cytosolic large ribosomal subunit. Bases 48 to 812 code for a protein of 254 amino acids. The record is from RefSeq and is a predicted model, not a curated record. Gene Ontology annotation, molecular function: DNA binding; structural constituent of chromatin; structural constituent of ribosome.